CCUUAGUGUUUAUCCAACUCAGUGGGGCUUUAAGGCAAACCAGGAGAGGCGAGUGAUACAGUCCGCACAUCCUCUGAUUCUCAAGUGGAGACAAGCGAUUCAGGACAGUCAAGUCACGAUGAAGCUGCGUAUGCUGAGGAGUCCCUUGGUCCGAGAAUGUAUGGCUGAGUUCCUGGGAACAUUUGUCUUGCUGCUAUUUGGUUGCUCUGCAGCAGCGCAGGUAAAAUCCAGCCGAGAGACCAAAGGCCAGUAUCUGUCGAUCAACAUGUCCUUCUCUGUGGGGGUGAUGUCAGCAAUGUACCUGACCAAGGGGAUCUCAGGAGCCCAUCUGAACCCCGCAGUGACUCUAAGUUUCUGUAUCUUGAGGAAGGUGAAGUGGGGAAGGCUGGUACCAUACUGCCUCUCCCAAGUGCUGGGGGCAUAUGUGGCAUCAGCGCUGGUCUACGUGGUUUACUACGAUGCUAUAAUGGAGUUUGGUGAAGGCGUUUUGACUGUUCAUGGCCCAAAUGAAACAGCAUCUAUAUUUGCAACGUAUCCAUCCCAGUACCUCACGUUAGGGAGGAGUUUCCUUGAUCAAGUAGUGGGGACUGGGAUGCUGAUGUUAUGCAUCCUGUCUUUGGAGGAAAAGAGGAACACCCCCGCUCCUUCUGAUCUGAUUCCUCCAAUAGUUGCAACAAUUGUCCUCGGGAUCUCCAUGUCCAUGUCAGCUAACUGUGGAGCUGCAAUAAAUCCCGCUCGUGACCUGGGGCCACGCCUUUUCACUCUGACUGCAGGCUGGGGAACCGAAGUCUUUACGUGUUACAAUUACUGGUUCUGGGUCCCACUAGUGGCUCCACUUAUUGGAGGACCUUUAGGUUCUUGCCUUUACUUGGUCUUCAUCGAAUGGCAGCUGCCCACUCCAGAACUUCUUCCUCAGGACAAGAGCACAACAGUCUGCACCAUCAGCAACAGCAUCAAAGAGCCUGCCACCACACAGGGAACAGGAGACAACUUAAAGUCAACAUAUUUUUAGUCAUUGAUCAGUAACAAAAUUACAGUGCAAUAAGCCUUUUUGAUCAUAAAAUGGUAAAUCUGACUGGCUGGUUAGAAAUUGAGGAUGUUCAGGUAUUUAUAUAUGCUUCUGUUAACAGAGUUAUGAUUAUUUCUUUUUAUGACUAUACAUUUGCAGAAACAUUUGAGCAGAAUCCUGUUGUUUGCUACAUUAAACCUCCGUGUAUUUAAAUUUUUCAAAAACAUGUGCCCACAUUGCCUCCCUGAUAUAAUUGGUGAAAUGGUUUCCUAGAAUGAGUCGCGAUAUGAUUGAAGGUUACCUGUCCAGGUUAUAUCCUGCCUCUCAACAAAAAACUGGGGAGGCAGGGUAGGAUGUAGAGAAAAAUGAACACCAUCUUAUGUUAGAUAGGCAGAAAAACUUUUUUUUUCUUUUUUUACUUCUCUUGUAGUUUUCAGACAGAUUUAUGCAUUUAUUUUUAUAAUGGAACUUAUAAAUCUAUAGCCAUAAUAACUUUCUCAGGAAUGAGGCUGUUUGUACAGCUAACCAUUGCAAACAUACAAUUAGUCCACUGAAUAAAACACAACAUUCACCUUCAAGGUUCCACAUAUUUACAAUCUAUUGUCUUCCACUUAUGCGGGGUUGGGUCGCUGCUGAAACGGCACCGAUCAGCUUAUCACUCAUUCUGUUUUUCCCUCAUUUGUGAAUAAAACCCCACUUAAACUUUGCAUGCUCUUUUCCGGCUCAAGACUGUGCAUGGUCUCAGAUUUGGAGACACUGAUCCUCAUUCUGGCUGCCUCGUAGAUUACAAUCUGAUGAAGCCAAUAAAACCAAAUCAUCUGCAAAAAGCAAAUACACGAUUCUAAGGCCACCAAAUGGAUCCCUUCAACACUUUGGCUACACCUAGACUUUCUGUCCAAAGCUCAGACUUGGUGCGGUCCAAUUCUCACUGGAAACAAAUCCAACUUACUGCCUGCAUUGUGGACCAAUCCUUGGCACCAGUCGAACUGGGACCUAAUAGCCCGUAUAAAACGGCUAUUAGUCUAAAGUCUGAGCAGAAAGUCUAAAGUCUGAGCUUCAGAGUUUCCAACUCUCACUGGAAACAAAUCCAACUUACUGCCUUCAUUCUGGACCGCUAUCUGGCACCAGUCGAACUGGGACCUAAUAGCCCAUAUAAAACGGCUAUUAGUCUAAAGUCUGAGCAGAAAGUCUAAAGUCUGAGCUUUAGAGUUUCCAACUCUCACUGGAAACAAAUCCAACUUACUGCCUGCAUUCUGGACCAAUCUCUGGCACCAGUCACCGGUCGAACUAGGACCUAAUAGCCCAUAUAAAACGGUGUGGGGUACCACGUGGGGUAUAACGCCAUAUAACGCUAAUUUAAUUCUUAAAUUAGUCAAUCCAAGAGUGUUAUUCAUUUUCUUGGCAGUGAUUGGUUAUAGCCUCAAGAGCAGAAAUAAGGAAGUUUGUUGAAGUUAACUUCUGUGGUGGUGCUAUGAUGGUUUCCACGGUGCAUAUUAAUGCAUAUUAAGGUAAAUUUCCUGUUUGAACUGUUCAAAUAAUCAGUUGUAUGUGUUUUCUGAGAGAGUUUCAGAUAUUCACUGAUAUUUGCAGGCAACCAUCCAUGAAUAAUAGGAUAGCUUGCCUAAUGAUAUAAGAAAAAAUAUACUUUUUACACAAACAUUUAGACAAAACACUUUAAAAGUUACUCCUCGUGCUUUAAGACCUCAGGGCACUUUAGUAAGACUUGGUUUGACUCGACCUAAAGUACAGCAAAGCAAUUUGAAGUGAUCCGUAAGAGGAGAGCUCUUGUGGGUGAAAAGUUUGAUCCAAUGUGUGUUUGUGUACUACAUAUUAAAGAGAACAUUUGCAGUU
Xiphophorus maculatus (southern platyfish) is the source of this 2860-nucleotide messenger RNA. It is a transcript of the gene aqp10a, whose product is annotated as aquaporin-10-like. The transcript has 6 exons. The record is from RefSeq and is a predicted model, not a curated record. Gene Ontology annotation, molecular function: glycerol channel activity; urea transmembrane transporter activity; water channel activity. Bases 119 to 1012 code for a protein of 297 amino acids. Gene Ontology annotation, biological process: glycerol transmembrane transport; water transport. Gene Ontology annotation, cellular component: plasma membrane; basolateral plasma membrane. Lineage: Eukaryota; Metazoa; Chordata; Actinopteri; Cyprinodontiformes; Poeciliidae.